CUCACACCAAUUCUUCUUCGUUUUUGUAACCGUCAGCUGCUCAUCAUUCAGCAACUAUUUCAUUUCCACAAAUCGAGGAGAUGGACAACAUUGUAGAUUCUAUGGAGAAUGCAUAUCAAGAGUUUGUUAACGCAACCUCAAGCUUUCUUGAGGCUACUCACACUUCUGGUGGUGAAAAGAGUGAAGCCAGUGAUGCUGCUAUCCAAAACUUUAGCCAACGAUAUGAAUUGUUUAAAAUUGCAUGUGAUCAAGCUGAAGAAUUUGUGACUAACAUGAAGCAAAGCAUUACAAACAAAUGUGUUGUGGACGAGGCUACAUAUGAAAGAACAAAAGAAGAGUUUCUCGUAGAUGACGUCGAAUUUGAAAAAGAUGAUGUCGCACUCGAUUCUCCAAUCGAAUAUCCCACAACAAUGCCUAUGACUCCUGAAUUUUCUCCGGAUCAUGUUACAUAUGAGGAUAUUAAAGUCGAGGAGGACGAUGAAUUGGAUAAGAAAUAAAUCAUUAGCCUUGUAAAUUGUACUUAUUAUCAAAAAUUAAAUCAUUUUAGAAGAU
Molecule: messenger RNA, 552 nt
Organism: Olea europaea var. sylvestris
Lineage: Eukaryota; Viridiplantae; Streptophyta; Magnoliopsida; Lamiales; Oleaceae
Product: mediator of RNA polymerase II transcription subunit 32-like
Exons: 2
Coding region: 81-497 (138 amino acids)
Biological process (GO): regulation of DNA-templated transcription; root development; leaf senescence
Cellular component (GO): mediator complex
Source: RefSeq, a predicted model, not a curated record